GCGACACCUACAUUACCAACACUCGUAAAUCACUACCCUGACUCUGCCUGCGACUGCGACCUUGAGCCCUUCAUUCCUUGUUGGCAAACUCCGUGGUUCUUGAAAGAGGCAAAGACACUCCCACAUCAUGGAGUGGUGUUUUGAUUAGUAUAUUGAAAGGACCCCAAGGAGACGGCGGAGCACCCUGUUAAUGGCCCCGGUGGCGAGCUCUGCUGUCCCCAAAGCGAUAUCGACAGCUGUAUUUACAAACAAGUUGAAUGCGCUUCGCGGGAGCCUCGCGGAGGAGACUGGGGUGCCCGUCUCCGUUUUGGUGACAGCCGACCCCCAAGAGGUCAUCUCAUGCAUCGUGGAAAACCGCGCAAAGCUUGUCAUUGAGCAACGGAAACGAAAUGAGCAGGAAGUGAUACGCGCCCAGCUACGGCGCCGGCUGGAGCAAGCCAGUUUCAACGUGCCUGGCGGCCGAACCGACCGCAUCCUGAACGAGCAGCUCAAACAGGUGCAGCAGCAGCCUCUUGCGGCGCAGCUGGCGGCUACCGGUGGCUUGUCAGGAUCAGGAGCAACAGCAGCCGCAGCAGCCACAGCAGCAGCUGACUUGGACUUGAGGGCAUCAGGGCCGUCGAGUUGGGAUGGCGGGGCGGGCGCAGCCACAGGUUCGGGAUCAAGCUGGGCCGACUCCGUGCCACAGCUUACGACGGCCGCUUCCCCAGCGCCAGAUGAUCCUGCCUCAUCAUCGCCAUUCACGGUGCCGGCCACACCACCGCUUUCAGGCAUAGAAGCAGCAACCAGCUCGCCUCACUCCAAGCCGCUGCAACCUCGCGCGUCGGCACAACCAGGCGCGGCGGCCGUGCCCUCCCUGAUAGCCGCGGCCCUGGCGCCAGCCCUCAACUCAACUGGCGUUGCCAGCCCGUCUUAUGCGGCCAGCGUGGCCUCUUCGUCCCAUAUCUCCGCCGCUUCCGCCAUGCCCAUUGCGCCACAGCAGUCCAUAGGCCGGCUGCCUCUGCUGCUUGCACGCAUGUCGGCAGCAGCCACCUCGUCUCCCAAUGCACCCGGCUCGCCAGCCCUGCCGUCACACCCGGCACGAGCAGCAGUGUCGAUGGGCGGCGGCGGGGGGCAGGGUCGAGGGUCACCCGCCCUCUCAGGCCCCGGCUCUGCUGCCGUCGCCGCAGCCUCAAGCUUUUCGCCGGCGCUUGCGGAGCCGGCGCCGUCGGUGCUUCGCCGCACCGGCUCUCGGGGCGCGCACAGCACGCUUCGCGACGUCUCCAGCCCUGGCACCACAGCCCUGCCCAGCCCCACCACCGCGCCCUCCGUGCGGCACAGCAUCAACGGCUUGACGCCGGCGCGGCCGUCGAACAGUGGCGUCGGCGCCGCCAGCGGCACUGGCACUGGCAGCCAAGGGGGCUCUACACGGGAGGCGCUGGUAGCCGUGUCAGCUACUACGGCAGCCGUGGGAGUUGGCAGCACGGCUGUGGUCGGCAUGCCUAGGACCAGCAGUAGCGGCUACGGCCGUAGCACCAGUGUGCUGGGGUCAGCCGCAUUCGUGGGGACGUCCGAUGCUGGCGGGGGUGCGGACGCAGACGACCCCCGGCCGCCCUCCAGGCUGUGCGACGCGUCGCCGUUGCACCCGCCACGACCGCCGCCGCUGACGCUUCCAACAUCACAAGCUUCGCUGCUGCAGCAACUGCAGCAGCAGCCGCAGCUGCCGCCCGGCGAGGCCCUGCCACACCACAGCUGUCCCGGUGAGCUGGUGCUGCCGUCGCCGCACUCGUCGGCGCCUAGCCCGGCCUCGCAAGCCGCGGCACGGGCGGCGCUGAUGCUGCCGAGGCGUUCCUACCAUAACCUUCUAGCGGGGGCGCUCUUUCAGGGCCCCGGCUCAGGCCAGGAUCCAGGCUUGCUGCUUGGGAACGCGGGGUCGUCUCCUGGAGGUGCCGUCGGCGCGGCGGGGUCGCGGGUAUCGGUGCCGCCGCUGCGUCCGACUGCACGCAGCCGGGCACAGUCAGACUGCGGCGGUCAGGCGCAGCCGGUCCAGUCGCUACCAUCCACACCUGGCGCGGCGGCGCCGGACACAGCCAGCGGGGAGCUCAAGGACGAGGUGGCGUCGCCCGCCGUUGGCAAAGGCACCAAGCUGCCGCCGCUGAGCCUUAAACAGACCUCGCGCCGCACGAUGCAGCUGGGGCCGGCGGCGGUGGGGACGGCAGCCGGCACUGACACUACCGGAAGGCAGGCGCCGGCGUCGCCGGUGCGGACAUGGCGUGUAUGAGGCGGGGAGUACAAGCCUGGUUGGAAAGUGCAGCAUGACAUGAGAGUGAUGAGACAUGUCUGUUCGUGCCGUGUUGUGGGACGCACACGGGGCCACACUGGCAGACAAGAAGCACGGCAGGUCCUUGUAGCGCGGUGGCAAAGGAAGUUCAACCCAUGAGUUUGAUCACGGUUCUCUUGGGCGGUUGGGCCCCUUUUUAGGCGGAGCCCCCCGAGCGGUUACUCCCGUGGUCGCCAAACCCUUGGCGCUCAAUGCUCUAUAGUCGUGUAGGCAGGAGACUUUGCAAAGCUCACAAUCACAAGUCCACAGGCGCAUCACUGCAGGCCUGCGCGGCAUCACGGUAAUGCCUCGGCUCAGGGUUCCGGCGGUACUGGGGUUCCGGCGCUGGGCAUAUCCAUGCAUGCACACGGGGGCGGCACCGUGCCGAGCUGGUAGCUUGGGGAAGGAGGCAGCGAAGGAUGCUGAGUCCUGGCCACGGUUUUCGUGUGGUGAAUAAGGUGACGAAAGGCCUGCUUGGUUGCCUGGAGCACUGAUGAAUACUGAGUCGAUGUGGGCAAAGAAGCAAGUGAUGAUGAGGGCAUGAUUACAUGGCCGCAGAUGGCCGGUAGUGGCCCCAGCGGCUGAGUGGCUAGCCAAUGUAGCCAUCGUCCGGAGUGUCGGUCUGGCGGUGAGCCUUCCGGGUAAUAGAUGUGAAUUUUGAAAGUUUGGCCGC
Messenger RNA from Chlamydomonas reinhardtii, 2969 nucleotides. RefSeq lists its product as uncharacterized. The record is from RefSeq and is a predicted model, not a curated record. The coding region runs from base 191 to 2257 and encodes 688 amino acids. Lineage: Eukaryota; Viridiplantae; Chlorophyta; Chlorophyceae; Chlamydomonadales; Chlamydomonadaceae. The transcript has 4 exons.